CCGUACCCUCGUAAAACCCUUGCUGAGCGCUGCUCAUUGUGUGCGCUAAACCUCGACAUCGGCUCGUCUUGCUGAAUUUUGAUCGAACGAAGAGCUGCACUGCUAACAUGGCUUGGCGCCCUUCUGGAUCUCUAUCUCGCUCCCUGAUUUCUACUGUUAGGGCUUCUUCUCUCCGAUCAGCUCCUUCUCUUCCUCGGCUCCACCCGCCACCUCUCGCCGCUCGACCUCGUCUUCAAUCUCGUCGGCUUUCAUUUUCAACUUCCAGGAAUUUGGGAGAACUGGGAUGCACGCAGUCUCUUCUGUCCAUGCACAUCGUGGGUGCUACCUGCCUGACAUCACACCUAUGUGUUAGCGUACGGGCUUUUUGCGAGCUGUCUCACGGAAUGAAUGGAAAAGAUGGGUGAUGCACGUGGACAUUCUAUCAUUCGAAAGCAGGAGACUGUCGCAACAUUUGUACUUGAGCGAUCUCCAGUACGAGCACACAUGUGAGCAAUUCUAUGGGGGUGAAGUUCAGUAGGGAGAGAGAAUUUCUGGGUACUUUAGUAGGUUGGUAGAUGCAAUAAAAAAAUUUCCUAGCUGUUCAGGGAACUCAUCCUAUUAUUCCACAUAGUACUCGGUUGUCCUUUGGAUUUCCCAAAAUUAUCAAUUGUUGAUUUGACCUGCUUUGUUUUACCUUCAAUUACUUUCAUUACACUUACUGGAUUUUGAAUCACGUUAUGAUAUUCUUGUUUCUAUUA
Cucurbita moschata (crookneck pumpkin) is the source of this 737-nucleotide messenger RNA. RefSeq lists its product as uncharacterized. The record is from RefSeq and is a predicted model, not a curated record. The coding region runs from base 108 to 404 and encodes 98 amino acids. The transcript has 4 exons. Lineage: Eukaryota; Viridiplantae; Streptophyta; Magnoliopsida; Cucurbitales; Cucurbitaceae.